AGGUAGUUUGUCUUAUUUCUGUUGAAUUUACCGCCAGCCCCGAUCGACGGUCACGUUCCUGACGUCGAGUCACCCUUGGAGCAGAAGCCACACGUAUUGACAACUCACAAUGACCGUUCCACGCCUUCGCAUCGAUGGCCAAAUCUUCCGGGACCCCCAGAACCGAGAGAUCACCUUUCGGGGGAUCAAUGUUGCUGGAGAUGCAAAGUAUCCGCGAGCCCCGAACGUGCCAACCCACAUCUCCGAUGGUUUUUUUGAUGGGGAUAGUGUGUCUUUUGUCGGCCGUCCAUUUCCCUUAGAGGAUGCGCAUAAACAUUUUGCAAGACUUCGCAAAUGGGGCUAUAAUACGAUCCGGUAUCUGUUCACCUGGGAAGCAAUUGAACAUGCUGGCCCUGGCGUAUACGACGAGGAGUGGAUUGCAUUCACGAUAGAGAUUCUGCGAGUGGCGAAGCAAUAUGGGUUCUAUGUCUUCAUGGAUCCACAUCAGGAUGUUUGGUCGAGGUUCUCCGGUGGUUCAGGUGCCCCGAUGUGGACACUGUAUGCAGCAGGCUUCAAUCCACUUGCUUUCAAAAAGACAGAGGCUGCGUUGGUCCAAAAUACUUGGGAUGACCCUACCCAGUUUCCGAAGAUGAUUUGGGCUACCAACUAUACCCGCCUUGUCUGCCAAACGAUCUUUACUCUCUUCUGGGCAGGGCGGGACUUCGCACCAAAAGCAAUCAUUGAUGGUGUCAACAUCCAAGACUAUCUGCAGAGUCACUAUAUUGCAGCCGUAAAAUACCUUGCUCAGAAGAUCCACGAUGCAGGCGAUCUGGAGCAUGAGGUGGUCAUCGGCUGGGAGACUCUGAACGAGCCACACCGAGGCCUAAUUGGGGUUAAAGAUAUCUCUGUGAUUCCUCCUGAACAACAGCUUCAACUGGGGACCUCUCCGACCGCUUUUCAGGCUAUGCUCAGUGGGUCCGGGCGAGCUUGUGAAGUAACGACUUGGUCUUUUGGUAGUUUUGGUCCUCAUCAGACCGGAAGAGAGCUCGUUGACCCUGAGGGCGAGUCUGCAUGGCUGCCCGCUGAUUUCGACGACAGCAGAUAUGGCUGGAAGCGAGAUCCUGACUGGAAACUUGGUCAGUGUCUUUGGGCUCAACACGGCGUCUGGGACCCUGCCACCGACCAACUUCUACAAAAGGACUACUUCUCCAAGAACCCGCAGACAGGGGAGAAGCUCGAUUACGAGAAGUUUACCAACACCUACUUUAUCAAUCAUUAUCGAACUUAUAGAGAUGCGAUUCGGGGCGUUUGGCCGGAGUCUAUCAUGUUCUGCCAACCCCCGGUGAUGGAGGUGCCGCCAGAUUUGAAAGGAACAGUCGAUGACGAUUCGAACAUGGUCCACGCGGUGCACUUCUAUGAUGGUCUGACACUUCUCACAAAACACUGGAAUCGAUUCUAUAAUGUCGAUGUGAUCGGAGUCCUCCGUGGCAAAUACCUUACCCCAGCAUUUGCGGUGAAGCUCGGCGAGACAGCGAUCAGGAAUUGUUUACGGGAUCAACUCAAGUUCCUCAGAGAUGAAAGUCUUAAAUACAUGGGCAACCAUCCGCUCAUUUUUACCGAGAUUGGUAUUCCGUUCGACAUGGAUGAAGAUUAUGCAUAUAAAACAGGCGACUAUACCAGCCAAACUAGCGCCAUGGAUGCCAACCAUUUUGCUUUGGAAGGAAGCACUGGCAAUGGGUUUACCCUCUGGCUGUACAUGACACAGAAUUCACACGAAUGGGGUGAUCAAUGGAAUGGAGAAGACCUCUCUAUCUUCUCGCUCGACGAUCCAGAGCUCCCUAGUGGAACGCAUCUGGGAAAUAGAGCCGAGAUACGAAACCAUUCGGACCCUCAUUCGCCGGGGUACUCGGAUAGUCAGAACAACGCUAGCGACAUGCAGGUUGGUCCUCAGAAUCUGAAGCGAGCGCUGACCUCGCCAUCCAUCUCGUCUGCCUGCUCCCAGAUGACAGACUUGGAGAACCAGGGCUACCGAGCCGCAGAGGCCUACAUCCGGCCCAGCCCCGUCUACACCAACGGCAAAGUGACCCAAUUCCUGUUUGAAUUGCGCAACUGCACAUUUACCAUGGCUCUGGUCGCCAAAGCGGCCACGGCGGAACAUGCACCCACCGAGAUUUACCUGCCAGAAUUCCAUUUCCCGUCGGCCGAUACCGUGAUCGCAGUCAGCGGGGGCAAAUGGACUAUCGAUUACGAAGUCAUUCAAUCAGCCAGACUGCAGCGCCUGCGGUGGUGGCAUGCGGAGGGAGAGCAGGAUAUUAAGAUUCAGGGGGUGAAGCGCAAGCCAGGCGAGUACACCCAUGGCAGUGCCGAAGAAGUGACGUAUCUCGAACAGUGCCAGCGGGCUGCCUGUACUGUGAUGUGAGGAUGUCGCCAGCAGUGUCCCCCUCCCCUUUGACUUCUAUAUUUACCACUCUACUAUCAUCUGGGUCUCCUCUUUGUUUCGUUUCUAGCGCUUGUUCCGUGGUCUUCAGUUGAAGCCCUUGCUUUUUUUCAAUAGCUACAUGUAUGCUGUUUUAAGACGUCGCAUUUUACUGGAUCGAUACUUGAAAAGCAUAUCGGAUUUCCGAAAAUGACUCGACGUUUAUCAAGCGUAGAUAGUCGUCCGAGACAGAAUCUGCGUUAGCUAGGUACGUAUUCAGAGCAGAGAUAAGACGUAGAUUUCAUAGGCAUG
This is a messenger RNA of Penicilliopsis zonata CBS 506.65, 2707 nucleotides long. RefSeq lists its product as hypothetical. NCBI's taxonomy places the organism in Eukaryota, Fungi, Ascomycota, Eurotiomycetes, Eurotiales, Aspergillaceae. The record is from RefSeq and is a predicted model, not a curated record. The transcript has 5 exons. Bases 110 to 2398 code for a protein of 762 amino acids. Gene Ontology annotation, molecular function: steryl-beta-glucosidase activity. Gene Ontology annotation, biological process: ergosteryl 3-beta-D-glucoside catabolic process; carbohydrate metabolic process.